GGCCACAGGAGGCGACGUCUCCCAGCCUGAUGAUGACGGAAGUAAUGCAGGAACGGAACCUCUGACGUGUCACAUUUUCGCCAUUUUCUUGAGGAAGGAAACGCCUUGAAGAGGAAAGGAAACGUAUCAACAGUGUUUAUUUUCACCAAAGUAGACUCUCAUCACCAGUCGCCAUGGGGAAUGUGUUUGGAGAUCUCUUUAACAGAAUGUUUGGGAAGAAGGAGAUGAGGAUCCUCAUGGUGGGUCUGGACGCUGCUGGAAAGACAACAAUUUUGUACAAGCUCAAACUUGGAGAAAUUGUGACUACCAUUCCCACAAUAGGUUUCAAUGUAGAGACAGUGGAGUAUAAGAACAUCAGUUUCACGGUAUGGGAUGUCGGAGGUCAGGACAAAAUUCGACCGUUGUGGCGUCAUUACUUCCAGAAUACACAGGGUCUCAUCUUUGUUGUGGACAGCAAUGAUAGAGAGCGAAGUGGGGAAGCCCGAGAUGAACUUGCAAGAAUGUUGGCAGAGGAUGAGCUGCGCGAUGCCGUGCUGCUAGUGUUUGCCAACAAACAAGACCUUCCGAAUGCUAUGAACGCAGCAGAGGUCACAGACAAGUUGGGUCUUCACUCCCUACGCAACAGACACUGGUAUAUCCAGGCAACCUGCGCCACCACCGGAGAUGGCCUCUAUGAAGGACUGGAUUGGCUGUCUAAUGAGCUCAAGAACCAUUAAUAAUCACAGUUAUCCAAACAACACCCAAUCUCUGACCUUCCUCUUGAUUCUUAAGGUGUUGAAAAACUGAGCUACCCUGUCCAAAAAAAGCUGUUAACCUACAGGCCAGAGGUGGGGUUGAUCUAUUCUUGUAAAACUUUUGGGGUAUUUUGUUAUUUUAUGUAAUUGUAAAUAUGUUUGGUAAUGGGGCAGCUUAUUGCACUCUUACAGAUCCUACUGUGGUUAUUUUUCUUGCUCUGGCUGUUGGGCAGCCAUGUGUGCAUUCAAUAAGAAAAGGGAGGCAAGGAAUAAGAAUUUACCAGCACAUGUUGGCUCCAGGACCUCAAUGCAAUCUGAUGACUUGUUAUUAUCUUGUCACAAGUACUGUAGAGAGUGAUCCGUGAGGGCCUUUUAAUUUUCGAAAAACUGAAUUAUACACUGACGUGAUGCACUACUACAUGUACCAGCCCCCCAAAUUACCAUUUAGGAGACACUGGCAUACCAUUUAUAUUCUUUACUGACAUAACUCUGUCCAAGUUGAGAAACUCCUCAUCGGUGAACACUUACCAGCCUUUGUUAUAAAGUGUGUCAGCUUGAAUUGAGAAAUGCUGCAAUGAUCUCACAUCUACCUGCUUUAUGGUUGUUUGAACGGCAGUCUGUUGGGUCAGUGUUUGGGUUUUUGUAUUUCUGAGUCUCAGGUUGAUCAUGUGCUGCCUUUUGCAAUAUAUUUGCAUGAUGUGGUCUAUUGGUCUUUAAGGGCAUGCAUAUUUACCGGGUGUUUACAUCAUAAGGCUGCACAAGAACUGUUACCCCACUAAGUACUUAUUUCCACAGCCCUGUACUCUAAGUUGUGUAUACUGUGUGAGGUAAAUGUGACUAAAGGAGUUGCACACUACAACGUUUGUGUUCUCAUUUAAGGUUCUAGCAAGUCAUGCCUUUUUAUAUAUAUAUUUAAUCUUAACUGGGGAAAUGCCAUUUUGAUGGCAAUACAAAGUCAUCUUCAUUUAUAUUGUAGUGCCAUUAUUUCUUUCUUUGCAGCACAUUGUCCUUGGGGUAAACAGGAAGUAUGCAUAUGCCUUCUUAUCCAAGACACAGGUUGCCUCUUAUUUCUUUUCUAAAAGGUGUGGGUGUUAUUUUAAUGCUCUGAAUAUUAUUUUGGGUUGUGUUAAAACAUGAUUUUGCCUAAAUGUUUGGAAACUAUGUUAAUCUCUUAAAGUUUGUCUGUGUUUUUAUGUAAAGCUUGUUUUGUGAGGGGAGGGGGGGCACUGUAAUUAAAGUGACUGGAGGAAAAUGUU
This is a messenger RNA of Lates calcarifer (barramundi perch), 1990 nucleotides long. It is a transcript of the gene arf1, whose product is annotated as ADP-ribosylation factor 1. Gene Ontology annotation, cellular component: cytoplasm; plasma membrane. The record is from RefSeq and is a predicted model, not a curated record. The transcript is spliced from 5 exons. Gene Ontology annotation, biological process: intracellular protein transport; vesicle-mediated transport. Bases 174 to 716 code for a protein of 180 amino acids. Gene Ontology annotation, molecular function: GTP binding; GTPase activity. Lineage: Eukaryota; Metazoa; Chordata; Actinopteri; Centropomidae.